Molecule: messenger RNA, 1460 nt
Organism: Polyodon spathula (Mississippi paddlefish)
Lineage: Eukaryota; Metazoa; Chordata; Actinopteri; Acipenseriformes; Polyodontidae
Gene: fdps
Product: farnesyl diphosphate synthase (farnesyl pyrophosphate synthetase, dimethylallyltranstransferase, geranyltranstransferase)
Exons: 10
Coding region: 233-1306 (357 amino acids)
Biological process (GO): trans, trans-farnesyl diphosphate biosynthetic process
Cellular component (GO): cytoplasm
Molecular function (GO): dimethylallyltranstransferase activity; (2E,6E)-farnesyl diphosphate synthase activity
Source: RefSeq, a predicted model, not a curated record
CACCCUGCGACCACGCCUCCGGAGUCGAACGAGGAGGCCGGGCGCGGAGCUCAAAGGGAAUUGUAGUUCUUGUGCGUUUGACGUUACCUUUGAUAGGCCAGAGAACGGCGAGUCAGAGCACUACAAGCCCCACACUCCCCUGCGCAGCCCCGCCCCUGUCAGGUCCUCCGCUGGUCUGUGUUCGUGUUGCGGCUGCAGAGUCUGUAGGAAGCGGAGAGGACAGAGGGAAGCGAUGGGAGACUUGGCUGACAGUGCAGACAGGAAGCAGCAGGGGACUCUGGAUGAGCGAGAGUUCGACCGCCAGUUUGAGGAGAUCGUGAAGGAGCUGACUGAGCCCGACCUGAACCACCCGGAGAUCGGGGACGCCAUCCGCAGGCUGAGAGAGGUGCUGGAGUACAACGCCCCCGGGGGGAAGCGGAACCGCGGCCUGUCAGUCAUCGCCUCGUUCAGAGAGCUGUCCCUCCCGCAGACCCCCGACGCGGAGAGCCUGCAGCGCGCCCUGGUGGUGGGAUGGUGCAUUGAGCUGCUGCAGGCCUUCUUUCUGGUGGCCGAUGACAUCAUGGAUGCCUCAGUGACCAGGAGGGGGCAGCCUUGCUGGUACAAGCGGGAUGGGGUAGGGCUGGAUGCCGUCAAUGACUCCUUCCUGUUGGAGGCUGUGAUCUACAGACUGCUGAAGAGAUACUGCAGAGCCCAGCCCUGCUACCUGAACCUCAUCGAGCUCUUUCUGGAGACCUCCUAUCAGACUGAGCUGGGCCAGGCGCUGGAUCUGAUGACCGCCCAGCCGGACCGGAUCGACCUGACCCGGUUCACUGAGGAGAGGUACAAAGCGAUUGUGAAGUACAAGACUGCUUUCUACUCCUUCUACCUGCCGGUUGCUGCUGCCAUGUAUCUGGCUGGUAUUGACAGUGAGGAGCAGCACAGCAAUGCCAAGGCAAUCCUGCUGGAGAUGGGAGAGUUCUUCCAGAUACAGGAUGAUUUCCUGGAUUGCUUCGGCGACCCCGCGGUGACGGGAAAGAUUGGGACGGACAUCGAGGACAACAAGUGCAGCUGGCUGGUGGUGGAGACGCUGAAGAGAGCGAGCCCAGAGCAGAGGAGGGUUCUGGAGGAGAGCUACGGACGGCAUGACCCGGGCAGUGUGUCCCGUGUGAAGUCUCUGUACGCGGAGCUGGGAAUGCCGGCGCUGUUCCAGGAGCACGAGGAGAGGAGCUACCAGCAUCUGCAUGAGCUCAUCCAGCGCCACGCCAACACCCUCCCCCACGCCGUCUUCCUGUCCUUCGCACAGAAGAUCUACAAGAGGAACAAGUGAACAACCGGGGGGGGGAGGGAAUUGAGGGACGGACCGGCAAAUAAAGAAAUACUGUCGUGUGUCAGAAACAGCAAAGUCAGCAAGAGAAAGGUCAUUUAGCUGCAAACAGCAAUGUGAAUAAUUGAUUUCAAAAUAAAAACCUGUUCUGUCUGGA